Messenger RNA from Sphaeramia orbicularis (orbiculate cardinalfish), 2039 nucleotides. RefSeq names its product protein disulfide-isomerase A3-like. The record is from RefSeq and is a predicted model, not a curated record. Gene Ontology annotation, molecular function: protein disulfide isomerase activity. Gene Ontology annotation, biological process: protein folding; response to endoplasmic reticulum stress. NCBI's taxonomy places the organism in Eukaryota, Metazoa, Chordata, Actinopteri, Kurtiformes, Apogonidae. Gene Ontology annotation, cellular component: cell surface; endoplasmic reticulum.
CCUCGUCCUCAGACCCAGAGCGGAGCCGCAUCCCGGGCCCAGCACCUCCACAGAACACACAGAAGAGCACCAGGACCGCACACCGGCUCCGACCAGACCCGAACCUACACCCGGACCCGGACCCUCAGGAUGUGGAAGCUGCUGUUCGUGUUGGCCUUGUCCGGCUGGGGCUCGUGCAGGGCCAGUGACGUCCUGGACUACACCGACGACGAUUUCGAAAGCAAGAUCGGAGACCACGACCUGGUCCUGGUCGAGUUCUUCGCACCAUGGUGUGGUCACUGUAAACGUCUGGCUCCUGAAUAUGAAGCGGCCGCUACUCGUUUGAAAGGAAUUGUCGCUCUGGCCAAGGUGGACUGUACCUCCAACAGUAACACCUGCAGUAAAUAUGGAGUCAGCGGAUACCCAACCCUGAAGAUCUUCAGAGACGGAGAAGAGUCUGGACCCUACGAUGGACCCAGAACCGCCGAUGGAAUUGUAAGUUUCCUGAAGAAACAGGCUGGUCCGGCAUCUGUGGAGCUGAAGACUGAAGCUGAGCUGCAGAAGUUCACCUCAGACCAGGACGCCAGCGUCGUAGGUUUCUUCGCGGACCCUCAAAGUUCAGCUCAGUCCGACUUCCUGAAGGCGGCCAGUUCUCUGAGAGACAACUACCGCUUCGCUCACACCAACAGUGAGGAUCUGCUGAAGGCCCAUGGCAUCGACACAGAGGCCGUCGUACUGUUCAGACCUCCGAGGCUCUACAACAAGUUUGAAGAUCCUACAGUGAAAUACAGCGAAGAGAAGUUCACCAAACAAAUAAAGAGGUUCAUCCAGGACAACAUUUUCGGAAUCUGUCCUCACAUGACGGACGACAACAAAGACCAGCUGAAGGGCAAAGACCUGCUGGUGGCCUACUAUGACGUGGACUACGACAAGAACCCCAAAGGGUCCAACUACUGGAGGAACAGGGUGAUGAAAGUGGCCAAAGGUUUCCUGGAUCAGGGGAAGAAGCUGAACUUCGCUGUUGCCAGUAAGAACGCCUUCAUGCACGACGUGUCCGAGUUCGGACUGGACGGCAGCUCAGGAGAACUUCCUCUGGUCGCCAUCAGAACCGCCAAAGGAGACAAAUACGUCAUGAGCGAGGAGUUCUCUCGUGACGGUAAAGCCCUGGAGCGUUUCCUUCAGGAUUACUUUGACGGAAAGUUGAAGCGGUACCUUAAAUCGGAGCCGAUCCCCGAGAACAACGACGGACCCGUGAAGGUGGUUGUCGCUGAGAACUUCGACUCCAUCGUUAACGACGACAGUAAAGACGUUCUGAUCGAGUUCUACGCCCCGUGGUGUGGACACUGUAAGAACCUGGAGCCCAAAUACAAUGAGCUGGGAGAGAAGCUCAUCAAUGAUCCAAACGUGGUCAUUGCCAAGAUGGACGCCACUGCUAAUGACGUCCCAUCGCCGUACGAAGUCAGCGGUUUCCCUACCAUCUACUUCUCUCCAGCCGGACGUAAAAUGAGCCCAAAGAAAUAUGAGGGCGGUCGUGAGGUGAGCGACUUCGUGGCGUACCUGAAGAGGGAGGCGUCCAACGUGUUGGUGAUGCAGGACGAACCCAAGAAGAAGAAGAAGAAGAAGGACGACAAGUCUGAACUAUAAGACCGGGACCAGAACCAGGACCAGGAGGAGCGGGUUUACAUCCAAUCCAGUCUCUGAACUCUCUGAAGCCCCUCCCCUUUCUGCUCUGAAGCCCCUCCUCCGUUAGAUCCUCCUGCUCUGAACUGUAAGAGGCGGGGCCAAAGCCUAAUCCGCCCGGCAACAAAAGAAAAAAACAAUUUUAGGGAAAAGAGGGGACGCUUUAGAAAAAACCAGAUAAUUUCAUUUUUCUGUCGGCUUGAAACUGACGCACUGAGCUCCGACGGGGUUAAAGGUUACUGGGUGGGGGAUCCCUUUGGGUUGGUUUUGUUUUUUUUGUUUUUUUUUUGUUUUUUUUCCACUUCUCUUGUUUUUGUACAUUUGGAAGGAUUGUGAAAUAAAACGGCCCACAAAACCAAAAGGCAUCUGAAUGAAUUUAU